AAUAAUUGUUUAUUUUCCCAUGAUGGGAUAUUGCAGAAAAAUGCGUUUAAAAUUAAAACAAUGAUUUCAACAAUGAAUUACUGCUGAUUGUGAUAAAUUUUUCCAGAUCUUUAGUUCAUACUGCAACAAUGACAAGAUUAUCGCUGUGCCAGUUUGCUCAAUUCCGAGAGAAAUUUGUAUCUGACAGAGUAAAAACAAAUUUUGCCUCAUGGUUCCCAGGUCACAUGUAUAAAGGUAUGCUACAAAUGCAAGCCAAACUCGCCGUUGUUGAUUGCAUAGUGGAAAUUCAUGAUGCUAGAAUCCCUUUUAGUGGCCGAAAUCCAAAGUUUUACUCUAUGCUCUCUGCAAUUAAGCCUCAUAUUCUCGUCUUAAAUAAAACUGAUCUUGCUGAUCUGACUCAGAAAGAAAAAAUAAAAAAGCACUUGUUGAAAGAAAGUGUUAAGGAGGUGCUAUUUACUGAUUGCAAAUCAAGUUCAAAGACUGGUGUUGAGAAGAUACUUCCAACAGCAAUAGAAUUAAUGAAAGAUGGUGAUUUCCAUAAUCGACUUAAUAGAAAUUCGUUUUCAUUGAUGGUUAUUGGAGUUCCUAACAUUGGAAAAUCAUCCGUGAUAAAUAAAUUAAGAAACAUUCAUCUAAAGCAAGGAAAGGCUACUUCAGUUGGUGCUGUUCCAGGUAUCACAAAAUCAGUACUUGAAAAAAUUAAGAUAUCUGAAAAUCCACUUGUUUAUUUGUAUGACACGCCUGGAAUUAUGACCCCAUCCAUUGAUAGUUUUGAAGUUGGUUUAAAACUUGCUCUUUGUAGGACUUUAAAUGAUUCGCUUGUUGGUUUAGAUUUGAUGGCAGAUUAUUUAUUGUUUUGGUUAAAUAAACACAAAAAAUUUAAAUAUGUAAACUACUUGGAAUUAAAUGAACCACUUGAUGACAUUCGUAUGGUUUUGUUACACAUUGCCAAACAAUUCAAUAAAGUUCAAAAAAUAAAAACUGCUGAAGAUUUUCAGGAUGCAGGUUGA
Molecule: messenger RNA, 1010 nt
Organism: Uloborus diversus
Lineage: Eukaryota; Metazoa; Arthropoda; Arachnida; Araneae; Uloboridae
Product: mitochondrial ribosome-associated GTPase 1-like
Exons: 10
Coding region: 129-1010 (293 amino acids)
Cellular component (GO): mitochondrion
Molecular function (GO): GTPase activity; GTP binding
Source: RefSeq, a predicted model, not a curated record